Messenger RNA from Amphibalanus amphitrite, 996 nucleotides. RefSeq names its product cyclin-J-like. The record is from RefSeq and is a predicted model, not a curated record. Gene Ontology annotation, biological process: mitotic cell cycle phase transition; regulation of cyclin-dependent protein serine/threonine kinase activity. Bases 76 to 795 code for a protein of 239 amino acids. Lineage: Eukaryota; Metazoa; Arthropoda; Thecostraca; Balanomorpha; Balanidae. Gene Ontology annotation, cellular component: nucleus; cyclin-dependent protein kinase holoenzyme complex; cytoplasm. The transcript has 6 exons. Gene Ontology annotation, molecular function: cyclin-dependent protein serine/threonine kinase regulator activity.
AAACAAAACAAAACAAACAAGCAGCUGCACAAUGUGUUGCGGCGCAGGCUUGGGGAACGGCGUCGACUGGUGGACAUGCUGAGACUGGUUGGGGAGCGGCUUCAGCUCGGCAACACCUCCGUUCAUCUGGCCGUGAGGCUGCUGGAUCUCUUCAUGGACAACCACCGGGUAGAGGUGGCGCACCUCAGCCUGGUGGCUCUCGGCUGUCUCCUGCUGGCCACGAAGUUCGAGGACCGUGACCUGAAUGUGCCGCAUGUGCCGGAGCUCCAUCGGCUCGUACCGCAUUGCUACCCGCUGAGAGACUACCGUGCAGUCGAGGCCAUCCUGCUGGAGUUCUUCAGCUGGAACCUGUCGCUGGUGACGGUGGCGCACUUCGUCGAGUUUCUGGCGACGCGCGUGCUGGGCCGUGGUGACCUGGUGCGCGGCGCGGAGCUGGUGGGUACCGCCAGCGCGCUGACGCCGCCCCCGGACCACCCGUCGACAGGGCCGCCGCCUCCGACCUCCGGCGCCCAGGCGCUGCGGAACGCCCUGCUGGAACGGCUGCAGUACUUCAUGGAUCUAGCACUUCAGGACGAGCAGUUCAUGCUGCACCGACCGUCGGUGGUGGCGUGCGCCUGCGUGCUGGCCGCGCGCAGCCGACUGGGAGUGUGGCCAGCCUGGCCGGCCGAGCUGAGCCGCCUCACCGGCUACUCGGACGCCAGCCUGCUCUCCUGUCUACACUCACUCUUCAGGGCCGCGUUUGCUGAUGAGAGGGCUGUCUCCGCGAAGACUGACGAUUGGAGCGGAUCGGAAUGAAGCAGUGAAUUAUAAAAUUGGCAUGAGAAGUGACGCAUGUGCCAGUAUCUAUUGAAUACCAUUUGUAUGCUGUUGCUAUUUAUUACAAGAAGUAUGUUAUUGUUAUUUACUACAAAGAGUGGAUACAUUUCUGCCAUAACUAAGAAAAAUAUAACUGGCCACGAGAAAAAUUCAAAGAUCCUCCUGGUCAGAGCACAACAA